AUGGUCCCUCAAUCGAAUUCAUGGUGGAUCUCAAUGAGGACGAUAAGUCAUGGCUUCAAUGCGUCUCGCUUAGUCCGGUUUUUCUCGACCUCGAGGAUUCUUGCAGCCAAGCCGUUGCCGCCCCGUCCCAAACUCGAUGACAAGGAUAUCACGAUAUCUUACGUGAAGGGAUCUGGACCGGGAGGUCAGAAAAUUUAUAAUUAUGGUUUCCCCCCUCCUCCCCCUCCCUUCUGCAAUAUGCACGUGGAAAUAUCAUCAUCAUUGUUCUGUACCUUUACUGGUUUGAAAAUAACUCCGCUGGAAGUUCAUGCAGAGAUACAACCUGCCCCAUUUCCUCCGCCUUCGUUUCGUGGACUCUAUGACCCAACGAAUCAUUAUCAUUUAAGAAACAAAACAAACUCUGCCGUGCAAAUAACCCACAAACCGACCGGUAUCGUCGUUAAGUCGCAGGCGACCCGCUCGCGGUCCCAGAACGAGAAGAUCGCCCGCGAGAUCCUGGCCGAAAAGGUCGAGCUGCUGGAGAAAGGCGACCAGAGCCGCCUGGCCAUCAAGAGGGAGAGGGAGAGGAAGCGGAAAGCGAGCAGUGCCAAGAAGAGUCGCCGAAAGUACCGUAAGUUGGAGGAGGCUAAGCGGAAAGAAAAGGAGGAGAGAGAGAAGUUAUUGGCGGCCGGGAAGGAGGGCUUGAAGGAGGAAGAAGAAGUGGAGGAGGAGGAGGAAGUGGAGGAAGUGGAGGAGCAGGAGGAGCAGGAGGAGCAGGAGGAGCAGGAGCAGGAAAAGCGGGAAGAGCAGGAAAAAGAGAAAGAAGAGCGUGAUCCAAAUUCAAGUCCAACUCAGCAACAGACGUGA
Rasamsonia emersonii CBS 393.64 is the source of this 846-nucleotide messenger RNA. Its product is annotated as Peptidyl-tRNA hydrolase domain protein. Gene Ontology annotation, molecular function: translation release factor activity. The coding region runs from base 1 to 846 and encodes 281 amino acids. NCBI's taxonomy places the organism in Eukaryota, Fungi, Ascomycota, Eurotiomycetes, Eurotiales, Trichocomaceae. Gene Ontology annotation, biological process: translational termination. The record is from RefSeq and is a predicted model, not a curated record. Gene Ontology annotation, cellular component: mitochondrion. The transcript has 4 exons.